AUGUCAUACGAGCCAUUGAAUGAAUCUAGUGAGGAAGAUGCGGUUGGUAAACUAGCAGAAGCCGAAGAAGGUAUUUGUGGUCCAUUCCAAGUACAGAUAUCGGCAAAGUGAUUAUUUAAAAUUUCACCCUUCGCUUCUACAUCAGUAACAACAUCCUGAUAUGAAUUCAUCAAUGCCGGGAUCAAGGGCACACGAUCACGCCGCAUCGUAUGUUUCACUAGCGACCACCAACCUUUAGAAGAGUUAGAUAUUUUGCUAUUGAUUUUCUUGAAGUACUCUUUCUUAGCAUGAUCACAAGCUUCUAUAAACGAGACACAUGCAACAUCAUACCGUUGUUGAUUAAAUGAAAACGGCCGGCCUCAACUUUACAACAAUGAUAAGCAACUGGAUCUAGCAGUGGCCAACCUAGACGACAAGACCGUCAGUGUGCUGCUUGGUAAUGAAAAUGGAACCUUUCACACUCAAAAGAAGUAUCCGGUUGGUAGUGAGCCCAGCUCAGUGAUAUGAGGCGAUUUCAACAGUGAUAAGCGACUCGAUCUGGCAGUGGCCAACGCCGGCGGCAACACCGUCAGUGUGCUGCUUGGCAAUGGAGAGGGAACCUUUACGACCCCAAUAAGUUAUCCGGUUGGCAGCUUCCCACAGUCCGUAAUAUCACUUGAUCUCAACAAUAAUAAGAAACUGGAUCUGAUUGUGACGAACGGUGGGCUUGGGGAUUUGUCUGUUUUACUGAACAUCUGCAGUAACUAUUCAUUUAACUUUCAAUUUAUUGAUAUAUGAACAGGUUGUUAAUGAUGCGUUAGGAAUAAUCAUGAACUGUAAUAGAAUACUAUUUCUCGUAUUCAUUUUCCAUUUGUAUGUAUUACACAACUUUAGUAUUUAAAUCUGUGUGCGCGAAUUCAUUUUGUUUCUCGCUGACUAGUGGGUAAAGAAUAGCUACCAUAAUAUAGCAUACCAUACUUUUGCUGGGCAAAAGGCUUCGUCAGAUGGCGAAAAUAAUAUGUUUGGGUGAGUAUUAGAUGAUGAUAAAUUUCAAGCUACUUACGACGAUCGUUUCGAAUGGGGCUUAAACCAUUCAUCAUCAGGUAAGUUUUGAAUUUAAGAACCACCAUGAGGGUGUAAGGAUGUGUUUAUUCUAUAGAAUCAACAAUACUUGCACUUCCCUAUUCUUCUAACGUCGACCUUACUGAGAUUUCCCUUUCCUAAAAUGACAUUUCGCGCACGUGAUACUAUAUACCCGUCAAUUGUACUCAAAACCAUACACUAGAUUGGUGAUCAGUGCCCAAAGCUAAAUCGCUUAGACUAUAAAAGAAUUUUUCAUAACGACUUAUGGAUGAUUCCGUCGAAUAAUCCGUGCUACCUUCGAUACACAAAGUGUACUCCAUAUUAUUGCACUAUUGUAUUAGACAACUCGGCUUAAGGCCCCCCCCUC
This is a messenger RNA of Didymodactylos carnosus, 1429 nucleotides long. The record is from the annotation of a GenBank genome assembly. Lineage: Eukaryota; Metazoa; Rotifera; Eurotatoria; Philodinida; Philodinidae.